This is a messenger RNA of Lineus longissimus, 851 nucleotides long. RefSeq lists its product as uncharacterized. The transcript is spliced from 4 exons. Bases 203 to 835 code for a protein of 210 amino acids. The record is from RefSeq and is a predicted model, not a curated record. Lineage: Eukaryota; Metazoa; Nemertea; Pilidiophora; Heteronemertea; Lineidae.
CAAAUAAAGGUUCGAAAAAGAGAAUCUACUGAUGCUUCUGCUGCUAAUUGUGAUGACGAAAAAACACUGAUGAUGAUAUGGUUGGGUUCAGCAGUAGACUUCGUGGACAGCUUGGAAUCCAACUCCUGGCGGACAUUGAUUGUUCCUGUUUGAAGGAGGUUAACAACAAAUACAUGAUCCUUGGACAGACUGUUGAGGCAACAUGGCUCUUGGCCUCGCCUGGACCACAUGCCGUGGAGUGGGAGGAUUCACCACUGACUACUGUACGAACCUCUUCUCGGCACGGUGCUGCUCCUCACUCUGGGGCAAUGACAAGUGCUGCAGACUUCAUUUUUGCCUCCCAUAUGUGUCCUCCAGCUAUUCUGCUACAACCUGCACCAGGUACUCUGACACCAAGUGUUGCUCCACCGAGUAUGUCGGAGGACAGGAUUCGUGUUGCAACCAAAGGCAGUUUGACUACACCAGCAGCAGUAUCAACCGAUACGGCACUCCUAGCAGCAGGGGUUCUACAAUAAUCGGGGGUAUUGUAGGGGGCGCUGUUGGUGGUGUUGCCUUCCUCAUCCUCAUCAUCGUCAUUCCAAUCGUCGCUUGCGGCGCAUGCUCAGUAAGAAAAUCUGGUGGAACUAUCACAACUGUCAGGAUUGCGAGCAACCAAGUCCAACCCCAGCAUUACAACCAGUCGCCAGGACACCAACCGUUUAUGCUGGGACAUCACCAGCCAUCAAUGCAGGGGUAUGCCGAGCCACCUCAGUCCCAUCCUCCGCAGGGUAGCAGCCAGGGAUACGAACAAGCUCAGCCAGGGAUGGUGGCUCCAGCCUAUCUACCGAAGUACUGACGUGACUGAGGGGACA